CCGGAAAUAACCCCUGCAACUACAAUGUGUAUAAAUGUAUUCGACCGUCUGAAAUUUGAACCAGAAAGAAGUCACUAUCAGGAACAGAUAUAGUCGCAAAAUAACAAGUUUUUCAUUGGGUUUGAUAAACACAAAACUGAAAGAUUCUGUCCUACACAAGUUGACUGACACAGACGACGGUAACUAACAAACAGUUCUUUAGGAUGCCUCCAACAUUGCGACCACGCAAAGGUCAAAACAAGACCGAAAAGACUAAACCGAAGGCAGAAAAACAAGUAAGAAAUUCUCGCAAAAAUAAAAGGAAGAAUGACGCCAAAGAUAUAGUGGACGGUCCGCCAGAUUUUGACUCUACUGGAAAACGAUUCAGAUUAUCAGAUAACGUAGAUGGUGGUCCUGUGAGAUUUUAUCCUAUGGCAAGAAGAGGGCCUGUUUUUAUCAUAAACAACUAUGCUGGCAAUGAAGAUUAUUUUGCUUAUCGGCGAGGAAGUGGUACAGACGUUGGAAAACUUACAGACUGUUUUGGAAGGCUUGGUUUCUCUUAUAUUCAGUGUUUCAAUAACCUUUCAUGUGAUGAGAUGAAGCAGUACAUCAGUGAUUUAGCAAGCAAAAACUGGCGCAUAUGCAUCGACGGGGGUGUCGACUGUAUCGUUAUAGUGAUAUUAUCCCAUGGUUAUAGUUCUGAUGAUGUGCGCGAUGGAAUUAUGGGCGCUAAAGGACAAUCUGUGACUGUUGAUGAAUUACUGUCACCAUUUAGAAAAUUUAAUUCUUCACUGGUCGGGAAGCCAAAAAUAUUCAUGAUUCAAAAAUGCCGAGGGAAGGAAGUUAGUAUGGGAAUCCGAGAGCCGAAUGCUUUGGCAGCUGAACCAAGCGUAAAUGCAUCAGCAUCGUCGCUUCCAUCUGUCCCGUCGGAAGGAUUGCCAUCACAUCCGAAUGUAGAAAGCUCGGGUUAUCUUCCGCUCCAAGCCGAUCACUUGAUAGCAUUCUCAACUUCCCCUGGUUACGUGGCUUACAGAGAUACCGAAUGUGGUUCGUGGUAUAUUGAUGAAUUAACUAGGGCCCUUUGUGAGGAAUACGGGAGUGAAGGAAGAAGAAAUCGAAAUCCUAGACAUUUGGUCGACGUCAUCACGCACGUGCAAGGAAUGGUUUCAAACAGGAUCCAAGGGAAAUUCAAAGUUCAGAUGCCAGAAUUCAGAAGCACUCUACGUGGCCCUAUAUAUUUUUGAAAUUCUAGUGAAAAUUAUGAAGACACUUCAGGAUGAUUCUACGUAUUUUAUACCAUCGCAUGAGUAUAUAAUAAUAUUUGUGUUUACAUGUGGCUGAUUGUUGUUGCUAUUAUUUUUUUACUUUUUCGUUAAUAAUUAUUUAACGACGACGAGUCAUCUUUGAGCAGACUCAAAAAGACAAAACUGUGUUAAGUAGGGGCGUGGCGACGGUAGGGCCGUAAGAGGAUGUGACACCCUACAGUAAUUCACCACGUUAGAAUUUACGAAAAUGCUCUAUUAUCGGUCUAAAAUAGGAGAAUGAAAAUUCGUCAGUAAAAGUAAAUUCGCCACAGUUCCAAAAAACUAAAUUAUUGCCACGAAUAUUUAGUGGGUUAGUCAUGCUGAUUGAUCAUGCGCAGAUUUGGCUGAUUCCAGGGAUCUAAAUCUAGGCCUAUGAUUUGAAAAUUGGCCACCAACCAUUGGGAAAGCCUUUAUCACUUGCUCAAAGUUGCAUUACUGUCGCAUUCUAUGAGUCAUUUAGGCGAAAAAGUUUGGCAUUGAUUUUUUAUCAACAUAAUUACAUCCCUUGAUCUUUGGCCUGUCUCGUUCACCACGCCUUUGGAGUUGACUCGUAGAUUUUUUAAAACUAUUUUAAAAGAACUAAAGCGAAACAAUUUAGGAUAUAAAUAAU
Molecule: messenger RNA, 1893 nt
Organism: Dendronephthya gigantea
Lineage: Eukaryota; Metazoa; Cnidaria; Anthozoa; Malacalcyonacea; Nephtheidae
Product: caspase-7-like
Exons: 4
Coding region: 204-1223 (339 amino acids)
Biological process (GO): proteolysis
Molecular function (GO): cysteine-type endopeptidase activity
Source: RefSeq, a predicted model, not a curated record